Molecule: messenger RNA, 3198 nt
Organism: Chenopodium quinoa (quinoa)
Lineage: Eukaryota; Viridiplantae; Streptophyta; Magnoliopsida; Caryophyllales; Amaranthaceae
Product: probable xyloglucan glycosyltransferase 6
Exons: 5
Coding region: 381-2498 (705 amino acids)
Cellular component (GO): Golgi apparatus
Molecular function (GO): glycosyltransferase activity
Source: RefSeq, a predicted model, not a curated record
UACAAGUAUACAACAACCAUGUACAAUAAAAAAAUUGGGCUUAUAAAUGUACACCGUUAAACAAUAAUGAAGUAACUAAUUAUAGCAUUAUUAAAUUAAUCUACCCUUAAACUUCGGAUCACUAAAUCAGACAGAGGAGAGAGAAAAUACAAUACGAACAACCCUCCCACAUCUUUCACACUCCCUUCCUCAACUUCCCAUGACUGUAACAUAAAAUACCACCACCAAAAAAAUAAAUAAACAGAUCUAAUUUCACACAAUUUAAUUUAAUAAAUCAAUAAAUUAUAAUCAAAUAUCUCAAAAUCAAAUCUCAAUUUUCCGCCAUUGAAGCUUACCUCAAGCUUUUUCGAUUUUCUCUCUCCUCUUCUCUUCUCUUCUCCAUGCCUCGACCUCCAAACACCGAGUUUCAAGAAUGGUGGAACAAGCAGCAAAAGGAGAUUCACAACAAUCUAACAACAACGACAACUUCUGCUACUUCUGCUAGUACAAUUUCUUCUUCUUCAACCUCGGAAAACCCUAAUUUUCUCAAAGUUGAGAUCUCUGCUACUGAUUCAAUCUCAUCGCCUGUGAAUCACAAGGAUCGUCGGAAUCGGAGUCGAAGUGUUCGUCAACUUUCGUUCUUCUGUUUAUUGAAGGUUCAGCAAUUUCUUCACUCUAUUUCAUCGAUUUUCGCGUCUUUUCUCUCUCUUCUGAGAACUGCGAAUCGGCGAAUUGCUGAUUCGCCGCCAUUGCCGCAUCGUCAUUCGUCGAAUUCUAGGUUUUAUCGUUUGAUUAAGGUGUUGUUAGGUGUGGUUUUGAUUUUGCUGUGUUUUGAGUUGAUUGCGUACUUUAAAGGCUGGCAUUUUAGUCCGCCAUCGUUGCAUAAGGCGGAGGUGUUAGGGUUUGUUGAAUUGGUUUAUGCUAGUUGGUUGAGAGUUAGGGCGGAGUAUUUAGCUCCGCCAUUGCAGAGUUUGUCCAAUAUCUGCAUUGUGUUGUUUCUUGUGCAAUCUGUGGAUCGUGCCGUGUUGAUGUUGGGUUGUUUUUGGAUCAAAUUGAGAGGGAUUAAGCCGGUCGCGGUUAUGGAGUAUUCGUCCAAGUCUGAGGAUCAUAGUUUGGAGGAUUUUCCAAUGGUUUUGGUACAGAUUCCUAUGUGCAAUGAAAGGGAGGUCUAUCAAAAUUCCAUUGGAGCAGCAUGUGUCCAGGACUGGCCUAGGGAAAGAAUGCUUGUGCAAGUUUUGGAUGAUUCUGAUGAUCAUGAAGUCCAACAGCUGAUAAAAGCAGAAGUUCAAAAGUGGCAACAAAGGGGUGUACGCAUCUUAUACAGGCACCGGCUUAUCCGGACAGGUUAUAAAGCUGGAAAUCUAAAAUCUGCAAUGAAUUGUGACUAUGUCCAAGAUUACGAGUUUGUUGCAAUCUUUGAUGCUGAUUUUCAACCAACACCAGAUUUUCUGAAGAAAACUAUUCCAUAUUUCAAGGGAAAUGAUGACCUUGCGUUAGUCCAAACAAGGUGGGCUUUCGUGAACAAGGAUGAAAAUUUGCUGACAAGAUUGCAAUACAUAAAUCUGGCGUUUCACUUCGAGGUUGAGCAGCAAGUAAAUGGAGUGUUCAUCAACUUCUUUGGCUUUAAUGGAACAGCUGGUGUUUGGAGAAUCAAGGCUCUAGAGGAUUGUGGUGGCUGGUCUGAAAGGACAACUGUUGAAGACAUGGAUGUUGCUGUCCGUGCUCAUCUUUGUGGAUGGAAAUUCAUCUUUCUCAAUGAUGUGGAGUGCCUUUGUGAGCUGCCUGAGUCUUAUGAAGCGUACAAGAAACAACAACAUCGCUGGCAUUCUGGUCCUAUGCAAUUAUUUCGUAUGUGCUUCAUGGAAAUAAUUCGAUCUAAGGUGAGUUGGACAAAGAAGUUCAACCUUAUAUUUCUUUUCUUUUUGCUUCGAAAGCUCAUUCUACCCUUCUAUUCCUUCACUCUCUUCUGCAUCAUUCUUCCGUUGACUAUGUUUCUCCCAGAAGCUCAUUUACCAGCUUGGGUAGUCUGUUAUGUCCCUGGUUUCAUGUCUCUGCUAAAUAUUCUUCCAGCUCCACAGUCGUUCCCGUUUAUAGUCCCCUAUUUACUAUUUGAGAACACUAUGUCAGUUACCAAGUUCAAUGCCAUGAUUACUGGAUUAUUUCGAUUUCAAGGUUCCUAUGAGUGGGUAGUAACCAAGAAAUCAGGAAGAUCAUCUGAAGCUGAUCUACUCGGUUUAUCUGAAAAGGAAUCUGAAGUUUUGGUAAACACAUCCAUGUUACCAAGGUCCGCAUCAGACUCGGGCCUUGAAGAGUUGAACAAGCUGAACAUGAGCAAGAAAAAUGGGAAAAGCAAAAGAAAUCGGUUGUACAGGAAAGAACUUACCCUAGCAUUCAUUUUGUUGACUGCCUCAGUUAGAAGCUUGUUAUCAGCACAAGGAAUUCACUUUUAUUUCCUUUUAUUCCAAGGAAUAACUUUCUUGAUUGUCGGUCUUGAUUUGAUCGGAGAGCAGGUGAGUUGAAGCCUUCUGUUACAAUGCCUGGGCAGUAACAACCCGUUAAGGAAUUCUUAGCCAAAGAAUCUGGUCCAUGCAAAAACAAUGCCAAGAUCUCCUUUACCAGGAGUGCGAAUAAUGAAUGCUUCUGUGACCGCAAGUAAUUUGGCAAACAGUUCAGCUAUUUAUUCAAUUGGCAUUGUGUUACAGCCUAUAUCUGUAUCUAUUCAUUCGUGGAGACAUUCAUAUUUACAGUUGCCAGAUUACACAAAUUUUAGUAUCAUAUAGACUGGGUCUUCGGCGCAGACCCUUGUAGUGGGGGAAGCUCGGUGUGCUUUGGAUUGUUUGUGGUGAACUUAUACUUUUACUGUGAAUUACCGGUGUCAAAAAAUUAAAGGUGACUCCAGGUGAAUAUGUUGAUUUGUCAAACCAUUCUUUUAUAGUAGUCAUAUAAUGUCCUAGAUCAGUUAUAAUUUGCUCUUUAUGUCUGUUUAGGCUGUCAGGACCUGUUUUAUUCUUGCUCUUCUUUAGAUACAAAAUAGGAAGCCCGGAUAAAGAUAUUUAUCGAUAGCAUUUUUGUUGUAGUUUAUCUCAUAGAAGGUUUAUUACUAAAAUUAUCUCUUGUAAUAGGAUUUUAUUGUAAGAAACAAGACAUAGUAUGAGUGUAUACCCCAAUUGAUCUUGAGGGUUUAAUUAUUAUUUCAGGUGUGCUCUACCUUCCCUGCCA